Dimorphilus gyrociliatus is the source of this 2443-nucleotide messenger RNA. NCBI's taxonomy places the organism in Eukaryota, Metazoa, Annelida, Polychaeta, Dinophilidae. The record is from the annotation of a GenBank genome assembly.
GUAGAAUCAAGUAAUACGCCAACGGAACUACUUUAAAUAAUAUUGAUAGCCAUUUUGUUAAUGUUAGCUUCGUUCUUUUCAAAGAAUACCUGCCAUACAGCUUCUCUCCUUGGUUCUCCUCGUCUUGGAACUGUUGCUCUAUCUAUGGCUUUUAGGAAUUCAACUAGGAGGAAUGGCCCCGGUCAAAAUAACUACCAUGGGUCCUCCAGCUACUCGUCAAGAGGGAACUCUCGAAACGAUUAUGGUAAUAGAAACUCGAGUAGAGGAAGGUCGAAUUUUGGAUCGAGCUUUCAAAAUCAUAGAAGUCGUGGAGAUGCUGGCGCCGGCUUGGUAAAGCCCCACUGGGAUCUUGCAAAAUUAACGAAAUUUACGAAAAAUUUUUAUAGAGAACAUCCGAAUGUAUCGAAAAGAACAGAUGAAGAAAUGAGAAUUUAUAGAAUGGAUAGGAAAAUCACUAUCAGCGGUGAUGAUGUACCUAAACCUAUCACAACAUUUGAAGAAGCCAACUUCCCCGAUUAUGUUUACGAAACCAUUAGAAAAAACAACUGGGAAGAACCAACACCUAUACAAGGUCAAGGCUGGCCGAUGGCUCUUUGUGGAAGAGAUGUCGUUGGUAUAGCUCAAACUGGAUCAGGGAAAACAGCUGCGUUUAUUUUACCUGCUAUUGUCCAUAUCAACCAUCAAGAAUAUCUUAAACCACGUGACGGUCCCAUUUGUUUGGUUAUAGUUCCUACGAGGGAGCUCGCUCAACAAGUGGCUCAGGUAGCAACAGAGUUUGGUCAAAAUUCUCGUGUUAAAAACUGUUGUGUUUAUGGUGGCGCUCAUAAAGGACUUCAAAUACGUGAAUUAGAGAAAGGAGUAGAGAUCGUCAUUGCAACUCCCGGCAGACUGCUGGAUUUGCUUGAAAUGGGAAAAACCAACUUAAGUCGUUGUACAUAUUUGGUUUUAGACGAAGCGGAUAGAAUGUUAGAUAUGGGAUUUGAACCCCAAAUAAGAAAAAUUGUUGAUCAAAUAAGACCAGAUCGUCAAACAUUGAUGUGGUCGGCAACUUGGCCAUCGGAAGUACAAACGUUAGCCGAAGAUUUCCUUAAGAACUACGUUCAAGUAAAUGUUGGAUCUCUGAAUUUGCAUGCAAACCAUAAUAUUCAUCAAAUAGUCGACAUUUGUCAAGAGCAUGAAAAGGAAUUUAAGCUUAUUAAGCUCCUACAAGAAAUUAUGCAAGAAAAGGAAAACAAGACAAUUAUAUUUGUGGAAACGAAGCGAAAAUGCGACGAUAUUGUUAAAAGAAUGAAGAGAGACGGCUGGCCCGUUAUUGCAAUACAUGGAGAUAAAUCUCAAAAUGAGCGCGAUUGGGUUUUACAAGAAUUCCGAACUAGUAAAUCUCCUAUAUUAGUUGCUACAGACGUAGCAUCUCGUGGCUUGGAUGUUGACGACAUUAAAUAUGUCAUCAAUUUCGACUAUCCAAAUUGUUCGGAGGAUUACGUUCAUCGAAUUGGCAGAACUGCUAGGGCCGAGAAGACAGGCACGGCUUAUACAUUUUUUACCUUCGAUAAUAUGAAACAAGCAAAAGAUUUAAUAGAUGUUUUAAAGGAGGCGAAUCAAGAGAUUGAUCCCAAAUUGGAGCAAGUAGCCCUGAUGGCAAAAGAUUUUAACUCUAAUAGAAGAAAGAGGUGGAGAGAUAAAAGAAAGGAUGAUAACGAUUCCUACGGCAUUUCCAAGAGACCUAGAAUUUCCAAAGAUUAUCAACAAGGCAACGACUUCAGAAAAUUCAAUACCAGACCUCCAUAUCAGCAGAAUAGAGGUGCUACGGCAAGAAAAAGACCCACUUAUGGAAACCAGACGAAUGGAUACGAUCGCUACAGCCAAACGCAGUAUGGACCACCUCCGCCACCAGUCUUGAAUAAUCAAACAGUAAACAAUCAUAACAACCCGUUGAUGGGGCCACCACCUCCACCGCCACCACCACAACAAUCUGCUCAAGCACCUCACAAUACAACAAGUUAUGGAGGUUAUUACGCACCACCACCUCCACCUAGUCAGUGGAAUGGACAGCAGUAAAGAAGAAAUUACUAGACUUAUUUUUGAAUAUUGUUGUAAUGUUUAUUCCUUGUAGGUUAUUGUUUAUGAGAAUUAAGUAUUUCUUUAGUUAACUGUCAGAAGUGCAGUAUAGUAAAUUCAGGCAUAUGACUUUCAUAUGAUUAAAACAGAAUUGAAAAAAUGUGUCAGAUUUUUUUUAUCUUAUAAACCUUCAAUACGUGAGAACAAGUAAUCGUGUCAAAUUCUCGUAUAUUAUUAAUAAGUUCAAUAAAUGAUUAUAUGCCUUUUCGGGCUCUAAAAAUUCUACCUAUUCACCAACAAAGGCAAACGGUAGGGGUAAAUUUUUAAUCUCGGUGUCAGCAGGCCUCCUCUCAGUAAACCUCAUCGAAAAGGCGCUCACCCCAAG